AUGACUCGUCCGUAUAGAUUUCUAUCAACUGCUGUCAACUCAUCGUCGAAGGCGGCGGCAGAAUCGCCGGAGGCAGUCUCUGUUGAAUCAGAUUUCGUCGUCAUCUUCGCUGCUCUACUAUGUGCUUUGGUUUGUAUCGUAGGUUUGAUAGUCGUAGCUCGAUGCGCCUGGCUCAGACGCAGAUCUCUCGCCAAUAGCUUACCUGGCCAACAGUCUGCUAAUAAAGGAAUUAAGAAGAAGUUCAUUGACGCGCUUCCGAAAUUCAAGUACGAUUCAGCCAAGGACGACAACGGCGGAAAGCUUUCCUCCGGUGAUUGUGCGUGUGCGAUCUGUUUGACGGAGUACGCAGAUGGAGAUGAGAUCAGAGUGCUCCCGCAGUGCGGACAUGGAUUUCACGUCGGAUGUAUCGACAAGUGGCUUGGAUCUCACUCUUCUUGUCCGUCGUGUAGACAGAUUCUGGUGAUUAGUAGGUGUAAGAAGUGCGGCGAGUUCCCGACGCUUUCCGCCGGAAAAAUCUCGUUGGUGGUUGAUCAUGGAGGGAAGUUGGGAUGCAAUUCAAGAAUUUGA
This is a messenger RNA of Lactuca saligna, 567 nucleotides long. The record is from the annotation of a GenBank genome assembly. Lineage: Eukaryota; Viridiplantae; Streptophyta; Magnoliopsida; Asterales; Asteraceae.